Molecule: messenger RNA, 3662 nt
Organism: Juglans microcarpa x Juglans regia
Lineage: Eukaryota; Viridiplantae; Streptophyta; Magnoliopsida; Fagales; Juglandaceae
Exons: 24
Coding region: 328-3366 (1012 amino acids)
Cellular component (GO): mitochondrial outer membrane
Molecular function (GO): ATP binding; ATP hydrolysis activity
Source: RefSeq, a predicted model, not a curated record
CUUAGAAGUGGACCAAGGGUAACCACAGAGACCCUGCCCAUCGUUCUACGCGACAUGUCGAACCUACUGCUACACUACGCAUGAUGCGAGUAAACGUAGAAGUUGCGCACGCCCGCAUACGCACAGUUUCAGCUCCCAUUGUCCGUGCCCGGCGCUUGCACUUAACUCACGGAAACCCACAUCUGAUCUCUCUUCCUUGCUAAACGGUCCUUCCGCACCUCCUUUAGCUCUCCUUCCUCUUUUACCGCUCUAUUUCUCUUUAUGGCCGUGGACCCAAUCUAGGUUUUCAAAGCUAUCAAAUAAGCAAGCUGAAAAUAAAAGGUAGCGAUGUAUGUGAGGCGAAUAAAGUGUAGAUAUCGGAGAUGGGGUUCUGAGUUUCAGCAAUCCAAAGGUUUGAGUUGGCCAAACUGCCCAGAGCAUGCUUCUUCUCAAUUCUUGAGUCGUACACUCGUGAAGAGAAGCCACUCUUCACAUAAUGGUUUGAUCAGAAGACAUGUUUUAGACUCUAUUACAUCCAGGGGUAUUGGUGGUUGUAGUACUUACAGUGGUCUGCAUGCGAGGCUUAGUUUAUAUUCAAAGAGUAGCCAGCUACGUGUCUAUAGUUCUGAAGGUGAUGGAAGGAAUGCGAGUCAGGAUAAGCAUACACCCAUCGAAGAUGGGAGUAGCUCUGAUAAGGGAAAGACUCAGCAACAAAAUGUUAAUGAAGAUGUGAGGCGUUCUGAUGCGCAUGCUUGGCUUGGGGAGCAAGAUCAGAAAGAGUGGCUGGCCAAUGAGAAGCUUGCUAUUGAGAGUAAGAUGAGGGAAUCGCCUUUUUCAACCAGACGCGAGAAGUUCAAAACUGAGUUUUUACAGAGGAUUGUUCCUUGGGAAAAUAUAUCAGUAUCUUGGGAGACAUUCCCUUACCAUAUUCAUGAGCACACCAAAAAUAUUUUGGUGGAAUGUGCUGCCUCUCAUUUGAAACAUAAGAAGUUCACUGCGUCUUAUGGUGCUCGGUUGACGACUUCAAGUGGGAGAAUAUUGCUUCAAAGCAUUCCAGGCACUGAACUGUACCGUGAGAGAUUAGUGAGAGCACUUGCACGGGAUCUACAAGUUCCCCUACUGGUGCUUGACAGCAGUGUUCUUGCUCCUUACGAUUUUGGUGAUGAUUUUACAUCAGAAUGUGAAUCAGAUGAUAAUGAUGCAGAAUCCGGGGAGGAGGCUACUUCAGAAUCGGAGGUUGACGAUGAGAAUGAUGCGAGCAAUGAAGAAGAGUGGUCUAGCAGUGCUGAGGCGAAUGUAGAUGGUAGUGAUAAUGAUGAAGAUGAUGUGCAAGCAACUGCAGAAGCGGCUCUCAAGAAGCUUAUUCCAUGCAACCUUGAAGAUUUUGGAAAGGGGGCCUCUGGAGAAUCUGAGAGUUGCACUGAGUCCACAAAGUCCGAGGCGGUUGAAUCUGCUAAUAAAUCCAAACGACCACUAAAGAAAGGUGAUCGAGUAAAAUACAUUGGGCCUUCUGUGUGCAUUGCAGCGGAUAACAGGCCUUUAUCAAAUGGUCAACAUGGAGAGGUAUAUGAGGUGAAUGGAGAUCGAGUUGCUGUCAUUUUGGAUAUGAGUGAAAAAAAUACUAAUGACGAAGAGGGGGAGAAACUCAAAGAAGAACCUUCAAAACCCCCAAUUUAUUGGAUAGAUGUUAAGGAGAUAGAGCAUGAUCUUGACACUCAGACAGAAGAUUGCUAUGUUGCAAUAGAUGCUUUAUGCGAGGUUUUGAGAUCCAUGCAACCACUCAUUGUCUAUUUUCCAGACUCUUCUGAAUGGUUGUCUAGGGCAGUUCCCAAGUCAAAUCGUAAGGAGUUUGUCCAUAAGGUGCAGGAAAUGUUUGACUUGUUAUCAGGUCCAGUUUUUCUAAUAUGUGGGCAGAACAAAGUUGAAUCAGGGUCAAAGGAGAAGGAGAAAUUUACGAUGAUACUUCCAAAUUUCGGACGCCUUGCUAAACUGCCGCUCCCUUUAAAGCAUCUCACUGAGGGUCUGAAGGCAACAAAGAGAUCGGAUAACAACGAAAUAUAUAAGCUCUUUGAAAAUGUUUUGAGCAUAUAUCCCCCCAAGGAGGAGGAUCUCCUUAGAACCUUCAAUAAACAGGUUGAAGAAGACCGGAGGAUUGUGAUAACACGGAGCAAUUUGAAUGAAUUAAAUAAGGUUCUUGAAGAAAAUGAGCUGUCAUGCAUGGACCUAUUGCAUGUAAAUACAGAUGAUGUGAUAUUGACCAAAAGGAAAGCUGAGAAAGUUGUUGGCUGGGCUAAAAAUCAUUACUUGUCUUACUGUGAGCUUCCAUUGAUAAAAGGGGGAAGAUUGCUUUUACCACGUGAAAGCCUUGAAAUUGCAAUCUUGAGGUUGAGGGAACAAGAAGCUAUAUCUCGAAAGCCCUCACAAAGUUUGAAGAACAUUGCAAAAAAUGAAUAUGAGAGCAAUUUUAUUUCGGCAGUGGUUCCCCCGGGUGAAAUUGGUGUCAAGUUUGAUGAUAUAGGUGCGUUGGAAGAUGUGAAGAAGGCACUAAAUGAACUUGUCAUUCUUCCAAUGAGGAGGCCUGAGCUUUUCUCUCAUGGAAACUUGUUGCGGCCUUGCAAAGGAAUAUUACUUUUUGGGCCACCUGGAACAGGGAAAACCCUUCUUGCCAAGGCUCUUGCCACAGAAGCUGGGGCAAACUUUAUCAGCAUAACGGGUUCGACUCUUACAUCAAAGUGGUUUGGAGACGCGGAAAAGCUUACCAAGGCUCUCUUCUCCUUUGCUAGCAAGCUCGCUCCUGUCAUUAUAUUUGUUGAUGAGGUUGACAGUCUGCUUGGUGCUCGUGGUGGUGCAUUUGAGCAUGAGGCAACUAGAAGAAUGAGAAACGAGUUCAUGGCAGCUUGGGAUGGAUUGAGGUCCAAAGACAGCCAAAGAAUCCUCAUUCUAGGCGCCACAAAUCGACCUUUUGAUCUUGAUGAUGCCGUAAUUCGUCGCCUACCGAGAAGGAUAUACGUGGACUUACCAGAUGCUAAAAAUCGGUUGAAGAUUUUGAGAAUAUUUCUUUCACAAGAGCAUCUAGAACCUGAAUUUCAGUUUGACAAACUUGCCUAUGCAACUGAGGGAUACUCUGGUAGCGAUUUGAAGAAUCUGUGUAUUGCUGCAGCAUAUAGACCUGUUCAAGAACUUUUGGAGGAAGAAAAAGAGGGAGACAAAAGUGGUGUAGGUCCAGUCUUAAGGCCACUUAGUUUGGAUGAUUUUAUCCAGUCAAAGACGAAGGUUGGGCCAUCGGUUGCCUAUGAUGCUGCAAGCAUGAAUGAGCUGAGGAAAUGGAAUGAGCAGUAUGGGGAAGGCGGAAGUAGGCGGAAAUCACCAUUUGGUUUCGGAGAGUAAUUUUAGAGAUUUACCAUUAAUUUAUUCUUGGGAAAUUUGGAAAAGGGCACCUAAUUGUGGUGUAAAUGUAUGCCUAAGAGGAAAUCUCACGUUUUCGUCUUUUUGAGUAGACGAGGGAGAAGGCUUUGCCUUGUAAUGUAAUGUAAUGUAGUAAAGCUGCCAUAUUGAUUUUUUUUUUUUCUUUCCCGAAAUAUUUCGGUUCCAGUUGUGCCCUGUAAAAUAUUGCAAACCUUGGGCAUUUUUUUUUUCAGUUAUUUUACAAAAAGCUAAUUAACAAUUUUGAAGUUUACCCCGUA